UGUGAUAUUGCCGAAAAUCCACGAGGACUUGGAAAAAAUUACACAAAAUCCCUACGCAGCACAUAAAUUUACACGCUGCGAAAAGGACUUCAAAACGAAAGGAAGAAAGCUCGUUUAAUCCCUUGAAAUUCAUAGCUUUUUUGGGACAAAAGUGGUUACAUACUUUCACCUGCAAUUAUGAAGGCAGCAAGGAGGCCGAUCCAAGCUGCGGCGACGUGGGUUCGGCGGCAGCCGCCGAAGGUUAAGGCGUUUCUGGCGGUGGUCAGCGGCAUGGCGGCGCUUGUUCUCCUCCGCGCUAUUGUCCACGAUCACGAUAAUCUGUUUGUGGCGUCGGAGGCCGUUCACUCGAUCGGAAUUGCCGUGUUGAUCUACAAGCUGAUGAAGGAGAGAACUUGUGCUGGGCUUUCGCUCAAAUCCCAGGAGCUAACAGCUAUCUUUUUGGCUGUUAGGUUGUAUUGCAGUUUUGUCAUGGAAUACGAUAUCCACACUGUGCUGGACAUGGCUACUCUUGCUACAACCUUAUGGGUUAUUUAUAUGAUCCGUUUCAAACUGAGAUCAAGUUAUAUGGAAGAUAAAGACAAUAUUCCGUUGUAUUAUGUGGUGAUCCCUUGUGCUGUUAUUGCUUUAUUAAUUCACCCAUCUACAUCACAUCACAUCAUCAACAGGAUAGCCUGGGCUUUCUGUGUUUAUCUUGAAGCUGUUUCUGUUCUACCUCAACUUCGUGUCAUGCAAAACACAAAGAUUGUUGAACCUUUUACAGCUCAUUAUGUAUUUGCACUGGGUGUUGCCCGUUUCUUGAGCUGUGCUCACUGGGUUCUCCAGGUUUUGGACACACGAGGUCAUCUACUCGUGGCAUUGGGCUAUGGUCUCUGGCCAUCAAUGGUUCUUUUAUCCGAAAUUGUUCAAACCUUUAUCCUAGCCGACUUUUGCUACUACUAUGUAAAAAGUGUUUUCGGGGGGCAGCUCGUUUUGCGUCUUCCUUCUGGAGUGGUGUAACUAUUAGCAGUUUAAGUAAGCGUUAUUUUCAACUGUUCUUUUGCUCACUGGCUCUUACAGUAGAAAUGCCUGGUUUUCGGUUGUGAACUUGACAGUUUUGGCACGAAUUGGAUGUUCACAUUAUAUCUUUGAGUUACGAAAAACGGUAGUAUGAAGAACUAUGUGUGUACCAAUUUGGCCUUUUAGAUUAUGAUAAUUUUUACGAGCAUUUUCAACUUUAUAUAUAUGAACGCGAUGCUUGUUUCAUUUCAUGGUCUUGGUUUUGUGGUGUUUGGGUUGUUUUAUCAAUUCAUAUGGAAACCAAUGAAUUAUGAGUAAAAUUGGU
This is a messenger RNA of Striga asiatica, 1321 nucleotides long. Lineage: Eukaryota; Viridiplantae; Streptophyta; Magnoliopsida; Lamiales; Orobanchaceae. The record is from the annotation of a GenBank genome assembly.